AUGCCCAAAAACAAGAAGGGAUAUUCUUUCAAGAAUAAGAGUGUUCAUGAAUUUGAUUCCAUACAGGGAAUUUUAUUUACAUGUAAUAGUUCGAGGCAGAGAGAAGCAGUGCAAGAAGCGAUCGGAUUGCUUGAACAGUUUGGAGAAAAAAUUGUGGAGAAUGAUACAUUACUUUCCGAUAUUAUGGAAGUCAUUGAAAAAGAAAAAACAAAACAACAAAAUGCAACAAAGAAGAGACAAAAUAGAAUUAAUCAAAAAUCGAAAAAAGAAAAAUUAGAUGCAAAGAACGUGAGCGAAUUGGGCAAUGAAGAAAUGACAUCAGAGUCUGUCACUCCAUCCAUUCAACAACCAGCAGAAAGCGUUACAGUUGAAAAAAUUGAUAAUUCUGGCUUUGAAAAAGCAACUGAAUCUUUAACAGAGAAUGCUACAAGUUCAAAUCAUCCAACAACACAAGUUCCAAGCGCACAAGUCGAUUCAAUUUUGGCAGGCACUACCACUGAACAAAAUUCACAAAAAGAUUCAACAAACACUCAACAUACACAAACAAGGCUUACAACAUGGCAAGCUAAAGAACGACAAACGCCUUCUGAAGAUAUUGAUUCGAAAUUGCUGCCUUGUGAUUUUUUGGAAGGCGAAGUUAAAAUUGUUAAAGAUGGUAAAAAAGAUUUUGAGAGUUUGGAAACAGGAGUUGCAGGUCAAAUAUUUAUUAGAAUCAAAAAUAGGAAAAUAUCGCCACUAGUUUUGUGCAAGAAAAUGGCAAAGCAUUUUGAAAAGGCGCAUGCCAGAAUGGAAGACAUUUCUUCACGUUUUCUUUUCAAAAUGUAUCCAAUUUUUGACAUUUUUCCAGCCAAUGAGAAGAAUUUGACCAAUAGAUUUCAAAAAUUACUUGAUGAUCACAAAGAAGAGCUCGACAAAAAGUUGAAAUAUAUGGUUCAGUUUAAAGCACACCACAACAACUCUCUUCAAAAGAAGCUAGUUCUUGAUACCAUUGAGGAAAAAGUGAAACAUUUCAGCGUGGCAGAGAUCUAUCAUCCAUCUGAGGAAUUUUAUGUUUUUUUAAUUAAGGGCAAAUGUUUAUUAGGAUAUGCCACCGAGUGCGAAUCUUAUAAUUUCAACAUUAAUUCCAUGCGACUCGUCACUACACAAGAACAAGAAUUGAAAGAGAGCCAAAGAAUGGCCAGUAAGAGAAAACAAAACGAAGCGACGCAAGAAGCAUCUCUAGAGAUUGCUGACAUGAUUGAGGAAAAUACCACCUAUGCAGAAUCAUCGACAAGAGAGGAUGAGAUGGCCGACGACGUUGAAAAUGCAACAACAACAACAACAGCAGAGGACGACAAGAUGACUACAACAAACUCAGCAACAAGUGAGACUGAAAAUCCAGUCGUGAUUGAAAUCGAUGUAGAAGGUACCGACACUGUUGAAACUACGCAAGACAACAACACAUUUCAACCCAUUCCUUACAGCACCAUCACGAAACGAAUUUAUUCCAAACGACGAAAGAUUCAAAACCAUCCUUCUGUUGAAUUAGAGGACAUUCAAGUGAUUUAG
Molecule: messenger RNA, 1548 nt
Organism: Naegleria fowleri
Lineage: Eukaryota; Heterolobosea; Eutetramitea; Acrasida; Naegleriidae
Exons: 3
Coding region: 1-1548 (515 amino acids)
Biological process (GO): tRNA modification
Molecular function (GO): RNA binding
Source: RefSeq, a predicted model, not a curated record